AUGACCAGUGCCAAAGACCAGCCUGCGGGCUUUACGAACCAGAUCCAGCAUGUUGCUAUCAUCGGGGCCGGCGGCUCCGUGGGAAAAUAUAUAGCAGAAGCAUUACUCCAAACCGGCAAACACACCGUGACAGCCGUGACACGAGCAGAGGGGACGAACCCCCUCCCCGCCGGCAUGCGCAGCGUGACAGUCGACUACGACGAGGAAGAUAGUCUGGUGAACGCCCUCAAAGGCCAGGACUGUCUCAUAAUCACGCUGGCAGUCACAGCCCCAAGAGACACACAGACAAAACUGGUGGUUGCCGCCGCGAAGGCGGGCGUGAAAUGGGUGAUGCCUAACAUCUGGGGGUGCGAUGUGCUACACACCGGUUUGGCACAGGACAUCCCCGGCUGGAACGAGUCCCGGAAGUUCCUGGCAGAUGGGAUGGUUGAGAAAGCGGGUUUGGCGUGGGUUGGCCUCGUCUGCGGCUUCUGGUACGAACAUAGCCUGCUGUUGGGACCGGAUGGGUUCGGCUUCGACUUUGCCCGCAAGAAACUCGUCUAUUUUGACGACGGUACCACUCGCAUCAAUAUCAGCACCCAGGCUCAGUGUGGUCGUGCGGUUGCCGCUCUGCUUAGUCUGAAGGUUUUCCCGGAAGACGCUUCUUCUUCUUCUUCUUCUUCUUCUUCUUCUUCUUCGCUGACGUUGUCUCACUGGCGGAACAAGACCGUAUACAUCUCUAGCUUUCUUUUGAACCAACAGGAUAUGUUCGCCAGCUGGAAGCGGGUGACUGGUGACUCGGACGCCGACUGGUCUGUCGAGCAUGAGUCCAGCAGCGAACGUUACGAGCGAGGAUUCGCCCUGCUCAGGGCUGGCAACCCUGCCGGGCUCGUCAGGGCCAUGUACUCGCGUGUGUUUUAUCCGAACGGAGGCGGCGACUUUGAGACCCUGCACGGGGUAGACAAUGCCUUGCUUGGUCUUCCUGUCGAGGAUCUGGACGAGCAGACUCGUAAUGCGAAGGCGAUGGUCGAUCGGGGAUACAACUACCGGACGAACCGGAACUAG
This is a messenger RNA of Penicilliopsis zonata CBS 506.65, 1044 nucleotides long. RefSeq lists its product as hypothetical. The transcript is spliced from 2 exons. The coding region runs from base 1 to 1044 and encodes 347 amino acids. NCBI's taxonomy places the organism in Eukaryota, Fungi, Ascomycota, Eurotiomycetes, Eurotiales, Aspergillaceae. Gene Ontology annotation, molecular function: oxidoreductase activity. The record is from RefSeq and is a predicted model, not a curated record.